AUGAUGGUCACCUCCAAAGAUAUGGACAAGAGAAGAGUAUACUCAGCUGUCCCUGUGGCUCCCGAUAGAGGAACAAAGAAAAUGCAGGGGCGCAUCCAGGAGAUUCUCAUCGCGUUCGCUGUUAUGACAUUACCAAUGUUGAUCUUCUCCGGUGUUCUGCUCGGCUUGGUCUUUCAUUAUCACAUCAAACAAAACGACUUUGUCUCUAGUGAUCUAGCAUUUGACUCCGACCAGAAUAAUCCAAACGUCUAUUUUGUCCGGAUAAGUGCAACCACACUCACCACCGUUGCUUCAUGGUCUAGCACUAUCGCUCCAAUAUUGGUUGGCUUCGGCGUCGCCCUGGUGUCCUACCCUGUCGCGAGGGGUCUGCUGACGGCCUCGGAAAAACAUGACGUGGCGCAGCUACCAACACCGUUCCAGCUCUCGUUAAUUGUCCGCAUGAUCUCGAGCGGCUCAUUUUCUGCCCUUUGGAGCUGGUUGAUGUAUUCAUAUGGCUGGAGAGGAAAGCGCCAGCGCCAAGGGAGUGCGAUAAAGAGUGUGACGACCGUAUUGACCCUCGGUAUUGUCUUAAGCACUCUUGUCAUUGCCACCGAUACUUGGCUUCACUUCAGUACCAAAACCGUCAACUUCAUCCAGCCGUACGCAAACUCUGACGCCUCGGGUCUUGGAUUCGGCAUGUACGAGAAUUGCACAAACGUAGACAGCAGACUCCUCAGCUGUAACCUCAACAACCCUGCCUCAGGCGAUGUCCUACUUAACGUCGAUCCGAUGAAAGUUCUCUCCAACAUUUCAGAUACAAUGACAGUCCCUGUGUUAUCUGUGGGUCAAGAUCAGUACGCAUACGUCGCGAGCCCGGCAACACCUCGCCUAUCGCUUCUCGACUACACCGUCUCAACAUACGCUAUACAUUCGCAAUGUUCUCCAGUUACUUCCCAGUGCACAGACCCCAAUAAUGUCCCCGGAGUUGGCACACCCUACAAAUGCCCAUUUGCGUUCCAGGGGACCGUCAACACAGCCGUAGGCGCGUCCAACUCCGUCACCAUGGCCUACUUCACAGACUCCACGGGAUCUAACAAUAACACCGAUACAACCUUGAUUGACAACCCCUACUACUACUCCGCCAUGAUCCUAGCGAAUAUGCGCAAUCCACGCCCGUUAACCCUGCAGAACGAUCCGGAGGUUCUGUCCGGUGGACACGGCGGUGCUACUAUCGUGGCACUGCGCUGCAUGUCCACCGUUUACGACGUCGAAUACUCUUCAGUCAACGGCACUAUCAAGAAUUGGAGGUCUAGCAACUCCAACCGUUCAACAACGCUUAUCGUGCAAGGCACACAGCGCCAUACAAACGUCGGGAACCCAAACCUCAUUCAGGCCGCUAGCAUCGCAGGGCUAAGCAAUUCUGCACAAGAAAUCGCAGAUCAGUUCGCACUAGCAUAUAGUCAAACCGCCUUGGCAGUCGCAUCCGGCGCAUUCGAGCCCCGUAUCGCUUUGGCGUCUCAAGUGCGAGAACAGAUUCUUGUUGCACGCGUUCCCAAAGCGCCACUGUUUGCCCUGAUUGCCACGAAUCUGCUGCUUGUGUUGCUAGGCAUUAUACUCGCCAUUGUAGCUCUGAUAGCAAAUCGGGGCAAUACAGGAGAGGUACAGGCGCGUCUGAGUAUUCCCGCAUUAGUAGCGGCACUGUUCGAAGUAAAUAGGGCAAAGCCUGUGGAGGAGGUAGAGGAUAUGUUUGAGGAGAGGUAUGGUGAGCAAGGACCGCGGAUUGGGGUUGCAAAGGAAACGGAAGGGGGUUGGGUGUUUCAGAGCUGGCGUCCAAAUUGA
Penicillium subrubescens is the source of this 1818-nucleotide messenger RNA. RefSeq lists its product as uncharacterized. The coding region runs from base 1 to 1818 and encodes 605 amino acids. The record is from RefSeq and is a predicted model, not a curated record. The transcript has 2 exons. NCBI's taxonomy places the organism in Eukaryota, Fungi, Ascomycota, Eurotiomycetes, Eurotiales, Aspergillaceae.